AUGGCAGAUCUUGGUAGCUACGGUAAUGCCGACCGCGACAUCGAGCAGUAUCUCCUGACCCUGAGUGAAAGAGCGUGGAAUAUGAAGGAGAUGUUGGUACGAUCUGUGUACAUUGCUUUAAAUUUUGUGAGAGGAGAAAAAGAUAAAAAGGACGAAACAUCUUUAAUUUGGAUUUCUAGUAGUGGUGAAAGGAGUUUGAAGUUAGCUUCAGUCUCAAGGAUCAUCCCCGGACAAAGAACUGCUGUUUUCCAACGUUACCUGCGUCCCGAGAAGGAGUACCUAUCAUUCUCUCUCAUAUACAACGACGGGAAAAGAUCCCUUGACCUGAUCUGCAAGGACAAAGUCGAGGCUGAAAUCUGGAUAGCCGGUCUUAAGGCAUUGACAUCAUCUGGACAAGCUGGGCGCUCCAAAAUCGACGGAUGGAGUGAUGGAGCCUUCUAUUUUGACGACAAUUCAAAUCUAACAUCAAGCAGCCCAAGCAGCAGCUCAGCAAGCGCCACUCGAGGACUCAGCUCUCCCGACCUCUCGACCCACCUGGACAGGUCACAUGUAGCUUCUUCUGACCCUUCAACAAGCAUGCAGGCCAAAGCAGCAUCCAAUACCACCAACGACACUCUCCGAGUCAGCGUGUCGAGCGCUCCCAGCACUUCCAGCCACGGCUCUGCCCCCGACGACUGUGACGCUCUCGGCGACGUCUACAUAUGGGGCGAGGUCAUCUGUGACCUCAUCGUCAAAUCUGGUCCCGACAGAACCUCCGUCAGCACAAGAGCCGAUAUCCUCUCCCCCCGCCCUUUAGAGUCUAACAUCGUCCUCGACGUGCAUUACAUCUCGUGCGGCGUUCGCCACGCGGCCCUCGUGACCCGAACUGGCGAGGUCUUCACCUGGGGUGAGGAAUCCGGCGGCCGGCUCGGCCACGGACUCGGACGCGACGCGGCCCACCCACGUCCCAGCGCCGCGUCGCCGAGGGAGGUGGAGUCGCUGACGGGGCUGCGGACGGUGGCGGUGGCGUGCGGGGUGUGGCACACGGCCGCCGUGGUGGAGGUGAUCGCGACCCAGCCGAGCGCGGGGAAGCUCUUCACGUGGGGAGACGGGGACAAGAAUCGACUCGGGCACGGGGACAGGGAGGCUCGGGUGAAGCCCACGUGCGUGCCGGCACUCAUCGACCAUAACUUCCACAAGGUCGCGUGUGGACACAGCCUCACCCUCGGGCUUACUACCUCGGGCCGAGUCUUUGCUAUGGGGAGCACGGUCUACGGCCAGCUCGGGAACCCACAAUCUGACGGCAAGUUGCCGUGCCUGGUUGGCGACAGGCUGGCGGGCGAGUGCGUCGAGGAGAUUUCGUGCGGGGCAUACCACGUGGCUGUCCUGACAUCAAAGAACGAGGUCUACACGUGGGGAAAGGGUGCCAACGGGCGAUUGGGACACGGGGAUUUAGAGGACAGAAAGUCGCCGAUGCUUGUCGAGGGUUUGAAGGAUCGGCACGUGAAAUCCAUAGCGUGCGGAUCCAACUACACGUCGGCUAUAUGUGUACACAAGUGGGUCUCGGGGGCCGAGCAGUCCCAGUGCUCGGCCUGCCGGCAGGCGUUCGGGUUCACACGGAAGAGGCACAACUGCUACAACUGCGGGCUCGUCCACUGCCACGCGUGCAGUUCGCGGAAAGCGGUGCGGGCAGCGCUGGCGCCGGACCCGGGCAAGCCUCACCGGGUGUGUGACCCUUGCUACGCGAAGCUGGCCAAGGUGGCAGAGGGCGUGGUGGCCCACAGCCGGAGGAACUCUUCCGGGCCUCGGCUCUCCGGCGAAAACAAGGACAGGCUGGACAAGGCCGAUCUGCGGCUGGCGCAGAAGUCGGGCGUGGCAACGUCCAAUUUCGAGCUGAUGAAGCAGCUGGACAGCAAGGCGGGCAGGCAGGGGAAGAAGGGGGACACGUUUUCGUUAGCCAGGUCAUCACAGGUGUCCCUGCUCCAGCUGGGAAGGGAGGCUGUUUUGUCGGCAGCCGUUAGGAAUGUUGUGCCGAAGCCGAUAGUUGCACCGUCGAGCGUGAGCUCGAGGUCCGUUUCGCCCUUCUCGAGAAAGCCGAGUCCACCAAGGUCGGCCACGCCUGUGCCGACAACUUCGGGACUUUCUUUUGCGAAGAGCAUUUCGGAUAGUUUGAGGAAGACGAACGAGGUUCUGAACCAGGAAGUGCAUAAGUUGCGGGUGCAGGUUGAAAACCUUAAGAGCAGAUGCGAACUGCAAGAACUGGAGCUUCAGCAGUCGGCUAAAAAAACCCAGGAAGCAAUGGCUGUGGCUGCCGAGGAAUCUGCUAAAUGCAAAGCUGCCAAAGAAGUGAUUAAGUCACUUACGGCGCAGCUAAAAGACAUGGCUGAGAGGUUACCACCUGGGGCAUACGACCCAGACAGCCUGAAGCUAAUUUACCUGCCAAACGGCUCCGAACCAAAAGGCACCACCCACAAUACAGGCGAAAAUGGAGAAACCAAUUCAAGAACGGAUGCACCAAACAAUUCCUACUCUGGAACUGAUUCGAGUAUGCUGGACAGAGCACGGGGCCCAUCAGAACUGCUCGGUGAUGAUUCCUUAAUUUCCAAAGGUGGCGGCGGCAGACAUGGCCAGGCUCAUCGGGACAGCAUGUCCGAAAAUAUCGAGUCCAAAGAGUCCAUGUCAUAUCGGGAUAGUGACGCCAGCUCAAGAUCGAGAAAUACAGUUGUCCCAAGCAUCGAGGCUGGAUGGAUCGAACAAUAUGAACCGGGUGUGUAUAUAACUCUCGUGGCCCUCAGUGAUGGGACGAGAGAUCUCAAACGCGUACGGUUCAGCCGACGAAGAUUUGGGGAACACCAAGCAGAGACUUGGUGGUCAGAAAAUCGAGAGAGAGUGUAUGAGAAGUACAAUGUGCGCGGUUCGGAUAAGUCGUCGGUUUCCGGUCAGGCUGCACGGAGGUCGGAAGGGGCAUUUUCGCCUUCUUCUCAAGUUUAG
This is a messenger RNA of Striga asiatica, 2970 nucleotides long. The record is from the annotation of a GenBank genome assembly. Lineage: Eukaryota; Viridiplantae; Streptophyta; Magnoliopsida; Lamiales; Orobanchaceae.